AUGUUUCUCUACUUGCUGAUCCUGGUUGCGUACCGCAGUAGCAGAUGGAUACCCAGGAAUCAGAGGCUCAAGUUCCAAAUUGUCAACGUGGUGUUCAUGGCCCUCGUGCUGGUCCCUCAGCUGUACGUCAUAGCAAGGCCCACGUCGGCAAGAUAUUGCAGGCAGCCCUUAUUGAACAGCUUGACCGCUUCUAUCAGCCUGUCCUUCAUCGCCUCAGGCUUUUCGGUGGUCUUGACACUUAUAGAAGUAGUCCCUCAGGGCUUGUGGGCGUCCUGUCACGCAUUUGGACUGCUAUCGUUUGGGCACGGGGUGUGCUGUGUCAUCCUGACAUUCACUGCAGCUGAAUGCGCCAAAACCACACCUGAACUGUACCAUAUGUCUCUUUUCAUCACAGUGGCAUCCAUUUUGAGCACAGAGUUUUUAUUUUGUCUUUGGUACGUGUUGUCCCGCGGCAGUCAUUUUGCGUACACCCCACACGAUUCUUUUCCACAGAUAUGUGUGAGGUGCGCUGGCAGUCAAAGGCGGAUUGUGGCUGACAAAAAGGCAGCGACAAUGAGCUAUAAAAGCAGUCCAGCUGUCUCACAUGGACAUCGGAUAGUACUCGCAUUUCAUGCGGUUUCCGUGCCGCCGGCGAGACGGUAACUCAAAACCAUGGGAAUGAAAGAAGAG
Messenger RNA from Syngnathus acus (greater pipefish), 669 nucleotides. RefSeq lists its product as uncharacterized. The record is from RefSeq and is a predicted model, not a curated record. NCBI's taxonomy places the organism in Eukaryota, Metazoa, Chordata, Actinopteri, Syngnathiformes, Syngnathidae. The coding region runs from base 1 to 642 and encodes 213 amino acids. The transcript has 7 exons.